CGCGGGCAUCCUCAUUUUUUGGGGUCCUCAGUGUAAAAUACGCGGAAGUGACAGGCGGAAGAAGCCUCGACGGACGCGGUUUGGUCUGUCAAAGGAGGAAAAAUUUGCAGAAUUUAACACAAAGAGGUUAAUCCCACCAAAUAGCACCGAUCGUUCCCCACUUUCCUUGACCUCGGCGUCUGCUGCGAUGAUUCUGUUAGAAAUCAAUAACCGCAUUAUAGAAGAGACGCUGACGUUGAAGUUCGACGGCGCAUCCAACGGAACCAAACCAGAGGCUGUCGAUGUGACAUUUGCAGAUUUUGAUGGCGUCUUAUACCACAUCUCAAACCCUAAUGGGGACAAGACCAAAGUGAUGGUCAGCAUCUCCCUGAAGUUCUACAAGGAGCUGCAGGAGCAUGGAGCUGAUGAGCUGCUCAAGAGAGUCUAUGGGAAUUUCCUGGUCUCAACAGAGUCUGGCUACAACGUGUCCCUCCUGUACGACCUGGAUGCAUUACCAGCCAACAAAGAUGAUGUUAUCCACCAGGCGGGGAUGCUCAAGAGAAACUGCUUUGCCUCAGUGUUUGAAAAGUACUUCAAGUUCCAGGAGGAGGGCAAAGAGGGCGAGAGGAGGGCUGUGGUCCACUACAGAGACGAUGAGUCCAUGUAUGUGGAGGCCAAGAAAGACAGAGUGACAGUGGUGUUCAGCACAGUGUUCAAAGACGACGACGACGUCAUCAUCGGCAAAGUCUUCAUGCAGGAGUUCAAAGAGGGUCGGCGAGCCAGCCACACGGCCCCCCCGGUGCUGUUCAGCCCAAGGGAGCCUCUUCCUCUGGAACUGAAGGACACAGACGCUGCCGUUGGGGACAACAUUGGUUACAUCACCUUUGUCCUGUUCCCUCGUCACACCAAUGCCAAUGCCAGAGACAACACCAUCAACCUCAUCCACACCUUCAGGGACUAUCUGCACUACCACAUAAAGUGCUCCAAGGCUUACAUUCACACACGUAUGAGGGCCAAGACGUCAGACUUCCUCAAGGUGCUGACCCGCGCUCGACCCGACGCUGAGAAGAAGGAGAUGAAGACCAUGUCUGGAAAGACUUUCUCCCGCUGAGGCCACCUCCUUCCAGAGAAAUCCAGACCCCGUGGACAUGUCACACUGAGACUCAAUGCCACAACGGACAGGACUCCAGGGCACCUGUAAAUGCCCCUGCCCAGCCCCUCAAAAACAUGCCCAGCCUUUUUCUGUUUUUGUUUAAUUAAUGAUAUUGUUUGCUCCACUUAGGGGAAUUACACUCUCAAGAAUAACGGAAGAAGGGCAUUUGUUGCUUUGCAUUGUUAAAGAGAAUUAUUAGUCCUAUAUAAAUAUAUAUAUGAAAAAAAAA
Molecule: messenger RNA, 1361 nt
Organism: Monopterus albus (swamp eel)
Lineage: Eukaryota; Metazoa; Chordata; Actinopteri; Synbranchiformes; Synbranchidae
Gene: arpc2
Product: actin related protein 2/3 complex, subunit 2
Biological process (GO): Arp2/3 complex-mediated actin nucleation; actin filament polymerization
Cellular component (GO): Arp2/3 protein complex; actin cytoskeleton
Molecular function (GO): actin filament binding; structural constituent of cytoskeleton
Source: RefSeq, a predicted model, not a curated record